Molecule: messenger RNA, 648 nt
Organism: Suillus fuscotomentosus
Lineage: Eukaryota; Fungi; Basidiomycota; Agaricomycetes; Boletales; Suillaceae
Exons: 4
Coding region: 1-648 (215 amino acids)
Source: RefSeq, a predicted model, not a curated record
AUGUCUGCAACUCCUGCAUCCACUUCUGGCACUCUGAAUGCCGAAAGCCAUUACCGACCCCUGAAGCUGAGCCUUGCAACUAUUUCCUGCACAUUGGCAAUGGCUGGAUCGCGCGUCUGUGCAUGCAUCUCUCAAUAUCGGACGGAAGCUGCCAACAAUGGUAUAUCUUCUGACCGGAUCAAGUAUUUUAAAGCUGGGCUGCAAUGGGAGAUGAAUACUUUUGUCACACCACUCCUGCAGUACUCCGCUUCACAGAAUAUUGUUUCCGGACGACAUUUUUCAUUCCACCUCCUUUCAUUUCAUGAUGAGCCAAUUGCAGGACAUCUGUCCCAGAUUGUGUUCGCAUAUACAUGUCCAUGGUGGAUGGGAAACACCACAAUCCCUGAUCAACCAUGGCAGUGGGAUGAAAUAAUGGCUUCCUGCGUCUCUCACUACCAGUAUUGGGCUCUUAAUGUUGAGGAUGAUGCUUUGGUUCUUCCAGAGAAGUUGAAAAACACUUUGACUCCACCACUUAUGGGACUGAGGUUCAUUAAAGAACACAUGGAAGCAUUGAUGGAGGAGCAAGAUCAGGGCAUCAAAGCCAAGAUGGGAGAGGUGAAGAUGUACACUGACAUGUUAGAGAAAUUGAGGAAAGGCAAAGGAGUGUAG